Molecule: messenger RNA, 1377 nt
Organism: Cornus florida
Lineage: Eukaryota; Viridiplantae; Streptophyta; Magnoliopsida; Cornales; Cornaceae
Product: F-box protein CPR1-like
Exons: 4
Coding region: 1-1377 (458 amino acids)
Molecular function (GO): protein binding
Source: RefSeq, a predicted model, not a curated record
AUGUCAGAGCUUCCGGUUGAAGUUACCGCCGACAUACUAUCAAGAUUACCGGUGAAACCGCUUCUGCGUUUCCGGUGCGUGUCGAAACCAUGGUGUGCGCUCAUCGACAGCCACGGGUUCAUGAAAUCGCAUCUCAAUCGAUCGAUCAAAACCAACACCAAUCGCAGCAUCAUCUUUAGAGUUGAAGAGCUCUACUCCAUAGACUUGGAUUCUCUCGAUCAUUUUGUAGAGCUUGAGAAUCCAAUGAAGAAUGAGGAAGGAACUGAAGUGGUGGUUUCUUUCCAUGGGUUGGUUGUUUUGUGCAACCCUUACUACGAAGACGUCACCCUAUGGAACCCUUCCACUCGAAAACACCUCAAGUUACCGGUCUCGCAAGUUGAGUUCCCGCGUGGGUGCAGCAUGAUCGACUUUAUUGUUUUCGGGUUAGGGUAUGAUUCUGUCAAUGAUGACUACAAAUUGGUGAGCAUGGUACAGUUUGAGGGCAAAGAUGACGAUUCAUUCCAUUCUGAAGUUAAAGUUUACAGUCUUAAAUUGAAUACAUGGCGAAGGGUUCAAGAUUUCCCUUAUUACCUUGAACAAAAGUUUUUGCCUGGUAUGACCAUUAAUGGAGCUCUGCACUGGGUUAUGACUCGAAAACCAAAGUCCGAUAAGGCCAUUUUGAUUGCUGCAUUUGAUCUUGCACUUGAGGAAUACCGGUUAGUGCCACAACCUGAUUUUUUGGAUAAGAAUUUUCAAUUCAAUAUUGAUACUUUAGGAGGAUGUCUGUGUGUUAAUUGUAAUUAUGCUGGAGUCCGAGUUGAUAUAUGGGUGAUGAAGGAAUAUGGAGUAAAGGAGUCUUGGACUAAGUUGUUUUCUGUUGCUCAACCAAGUAUGAUUAGGUCAUUUUCUUAUGUGAGGCCGUUGGCCUAUUCAAAGAGCGGUCAGGAAGUACUUUUGGAACGGGACAGUGCAAGGCUUUUCUGGUAUGACUUUAGAAGGAAAAUAAUAAGAAAUAUUCAGAUUCGUGGUUUAGAGCGUUUAGUAGAAGCUAAUCUUUGUGUUGAAAGCCUUGUUCCGCUUCAUGGUGAUGGUGGAAAGGAUGGUAAGAAGCAGCAAGCACAAAAGAAGAUGACGAAGCAAAACAAUAGAAAGAAGAGAGUAGUGUUGUGUUUAGUUAGAUACGUUGCAACUGCUGAGGCCAGUAUUAAGUUCUCACCUUCUAACUGUUUAACAAUGGGAAAAGCUAUGAUGAGGACACACUCACGGUUUCAAGCUGGUGCUUUAAGCAACUGGAAGAGCAAAGAAGCAAGAAGAAUUGGUGGAGGAACUAAUGGAGUAGAAGCUAGAGCUUCUUCCAAUGCCUUGGUGGCUGCCAUCGAGGUAGUGGCAAUGGAAUAG